AUGUCGAAAGACGACGGAAAACGCAAGAAAGAGUCAGUUGUCGAUCUAACCAGAUUCCUCGAUAAAGAGAUUCGUGUGAAGUUCCAAGGAGGGCGCGAAGCCAGCGGAGUUCUCCGAGGAUUUGACCAGCUUCUCAACAUGGUACUCGACGACUGCCGAGAAUACCUCCGUGAUCCUCAGAACCCAUCAGUUAUUGGUGACGAGACAAGACCGCUGGGCCUCAUUGUGGCUCGUGGAACCGCCAUCACUGUGGUCAGCCCAGCCGACGGACUCGAGCAAAUUGCUAAUCCAUUCGCCGGUCAGGAAGAAUGA
Molecule: messenger RNA, 312 nt
Organism: Caenorhabditis briggsae
Lineage: Eukaryota; Metazoa; Nematoda; Chromadorea; Rhabditida; Rhabditidae
Gene: Cbr-lsm-7
Product: Protein CBR-LSM-7
Exons: 4
Coding region: 1-312 (103 amino acids)
Biological process (GO): nuclear-transcribed mRNA catabolic process; mRNA splicing, via spliceosome
Cellular component (GO): U6 snRNP; spliceosomal tri-snRNP complex; U12-type spliceosomal complex
Molecular function (GO): RNA binding
Source: RefSeq, a predicted model, not a curated record